CACCCCCUCCCUGUCCUCAUUUCCCUCUAUCUCUCUCUUUCCUACACUCCCUCUUCUCCAGAGCCCACUCAGGACAUAUGGCGGGGAAAGGUGGAAAGGGGCUUGUGGCUCAGAAGACAACUGCGGCGAACAAGGACAAGGACAAGGAUAAGAAGAGGCCUGUUUCUCGCUCUUCUCGUGCUGGAAUUCAGUUUCCAGUUGGCAGGAUUCAUAGGCAACUGAAACAAAGGAUUGCUGCCCAUGGGCGUGUUGGGGCUACUGCUGCUGUCUACUUAGCCUCCAUCCUUGAGUACCUUACUGCUGAGGUUCUUGAGUUGGCUGGAAAUGCUAGCAAAGAUCUCAAGGUGAAGAGAAUUACCCCAAGGCAUCUUCAGCUGGCGAUUAGGGGAGAUGAGGAGCUCGACACCCUUAUUAAAGGGACCAUUGCUGGAGGUGGAGUCAUUCCUCACAUCCACAAGUCCCUUAUCAACAAGACCUCCAAGGAAUAAGCUGAUUCAUAUGACUAUGAAACUGAUGGAUGUGUUUAAUAUUAUGACUUGCAUUAUGCUGUUAAUGGUUAUUUAGUUUAGCUAGGGAUCUUAGUACAUAUGGGCAAUCUGGUGCUUGCCUUUUGGACUAUUAUCUAUGUUCAGGUUAUGUGUCUUGUUGGAUAGUUGUAACAGUAUUCUUGCUUUAUCAAUCUUUAUCUGGAUUUAAACUG
Molecule: messenger RNA, 700 nt
Organism: Argentina anserina (silverweed cinquefoil)
Lineage: Eukaryota; Viridiplantae; Streptophyta; Magnoliopsida; Rosales; Rosaceae
Product: histone H2A variant 1
Exons: 3
Coding region: 78-488 (136 amino acids)
Biological process (GO): heterochromatin formation
Cellular component (GO): chromatin; nucleosome
Molecular function (GO): protein heterodimerization activity; DNA binding; structural constituent of chromatin
Source: RefSeq, a predicted model, not a curated record